CAAUCAUCUGUUUCGAACGUCACACCGCUCCUGUUCAAAAUACAGAGACCAGCAACAUAAGACACAGCAGACAAUCCAACUUGUUCCUUUCGAAAACGCUCAUUUUUUUAAUUUGACAAUUUGUGCAAUAUAUUUUCGUUCAUUGGCGUCGCUCCUGCCAUAAGCACCAAAGAUGGCCGAAGGAGGAGACGCAGACUGGGAGUUGUGCAAAGAGAACAUCCAGCCUCUGAAAGGGGGUCGAGCUAUUGCUGCUUUAAACCAGGCACUCAGUCUCCAGGACGGCUUUAGCUCGGCCACUAACCAACACAAACAGGCAUUUGAGUCUGAACUGCGAUUGUAUGAUGGGGACGACCCGCUUGAUGUUUGGGAUCGGUAUGUAAAAUGGACCGAGCAGACCUUUCCUCAGGGGGGAAAGGAAAGUAACCUUAGCGUGCUGUUGGAGCGAGCGGUGAUGCGCUUUACCAAGGAAAAUAAAUAUCACAACGAUGUCCGCUAUAUUGACUUGUGGAUUAAAUUUGCGGAGAACUGUCCAGAGCCUUUGGAUGUCUACAGAUACAUGCAAGCCCAGGGGAUCGGGACAAUGCAGGCGGCUUUUUACAUUGCCUGGUCUGAGGAGUAUGAGAAACAGGCUAACUACCGCAAGGCAGACACCGUCUACCAGGAGGGCUUUAGGUGUCAUGCUGAACCUCUGGAGAAACUGAAGCAGUUUCACAAAGGUCUGCAGGCCCGUGUUUCCAGGCAGGUGAUGACAGGCAUGUUGGAGGAGGAUGAGGAGGAUGCUGCCAGAGUCAAGGAGCAGGAGAGAAUGUCUCUGGUCGACCUCAAGCACAGGGGCAAGAAGAAAGCUAUCGCACCCAUUAACAGAGUGGGUGCAGCUCUCAGCAGUAAGUCAAGUGGGCUGCCGUCGCAGGGAGAAGCUGCGGCCGGAAGCGGCUCCAACACUCGCUUCAGGGUGUUUGAUGAGAACCGAGCGGUCAGCGCUGCGCCGGAAGAACCAAGGUUGGAGUUGUGGAUGGCUCCGCCCACGUCCAGGGCCAAGGAGAACGAGCAGAGGCCAGAGAAAUGGAGCAGCAUUAAGAUGCCUCAGAGAUCUAGGUUUGGUCACGUCGUCGUAGCUCCUCCCAGCGAGCCCAACUUCCAGCCGUUCGUUGAGGAGUCAGACCAGCCUCCAGCCAUGACUCCGUGUAAGAUCAACCCUGCAGUGAACUCUGUGUUGUCUGCUCGGAAGCCGUGCCGUGAGGAGACGCCCCUGAAGAGACUGCAGGAGCACUCCCAGCAGGCGUCCAGCGGGGCGCAGGGCGGGGCAGAGGGCGGGGCGCAGGAACAGAGCAUGUACUGCAAGGAGCUGCUGCUCAGCGGCGCCUCCGAGUUCUGCUUCGAGGAGCUGCGGGCGGAGCGCUACCGGCAGAGAGCGUCAGGGAGGGAAGGCAGAGCGGGCGCUGCCCCCUGGCACACAGGCCUCCAGACCUCCAACCACACGCUCUCAUUCAGAGCAGCUCAGUAGGGUUAGCAGUCGGGAUGUUUGGAUCGUUGUUACGUGUUUAGUUGUCUGUUAUCUUUAUAUGGUUGUUUGUGCUUUUAGUUUUUUACCAACUGAAUGAACUGUAUUGGUGCAGGAUAGUGCUUAGGGAAACCUGGGGUGCGUCCUACAGUAAUUGGACUACAUGAGAAGGUUCUAUGCCAGUGGCGAGAUUUGUUUUAAUUCAAAUAUAUGGUUGUUGAAAAGGCUUGUAGCAUGAAUAUGGUUGAGUAGAUAAUUCAUGUUACUGAAAUAAGUCUUUAUCGCUCAUUUCAAGUUUAGCUGGUAGGUAAUGUGAAUUUGCUUUUAAUAAAACACAUUUACUUUA
Molecule: messenger RNA, 1847 nt
Organism: Hypomesus transpacificus
Lineage: Eukaryota; Metazoa; Chordata; Actinopteri; Osmeriformes; Osmeridae
Gene: bub1bb
Product: BUB1 mitotic checkpoint serine/threonine kinase Bb
Exons: 9
Coding region: 173-1504 (443 amino acids)
Biological process (GO): mitotic spindle assembly checkpoint signaling; meiotic sister chromatid cohesion, centromeric
Molecular function (GO): protein kinase activity
Source: RefSeq, a predicted model, not a curated record